Staurois parvus is the source of this 453-nucleotide messenger RNA. NCBI's taxonomy places the organism in Eukaryota, Metazoa, Chordata, Amphibia, Anura, Ranidae. The record is from the annotation of a GenBank genome assembly.
GAGUUAGACACACACACAAAGCCAAUGUACAUAGCAAAAUGGGAAAGGGAUUUGGGAAUAGAGAUAGAUGAAGACAAACAGAGGAAAAUAUAUAGACUAACACAUGAGAACGUAAGCAUGAGAGAGGUGGAGAUGGCACUUGAGUGUUGGCGGGGCUGUGGAAAGAUAGGUACGUUAUAUCACAUAUGGUGGGAGUGCCCAAAGAUUCAAGGUUUUUGGGAGACAAUAGUUCACUUAAUUGGGAUAAUCUCUGAGAUAAAGAUAGGAUUGGAUCCAGAGUUGUGUCUAUUACAUAGUACAGAGCUAUCAGUGAACAAAUACAAGGAUUCGGGUAUAUGGUAUUAUCUAAAUGCGGCAAAGGGUCUGAUAUCUAGGUAUUGCCAUAGCUCAGAGGUGCUGAGAGAAGAGGAUUGGGUGGAAAGAGUGAAUCAGAUAUGUAGGAUGGAGAAACUG